Messenger RNA from Myxocyprinus asiaticus (Chinese sucker), 6437 nucleotides. RefSeq names its product collagen type XVIII alpha 1 chain a (gene col18a1a). The record is from RefSeq and is a predicted model, not a curated record. NCBI's taxonomy places the organism in Eukaryota, Metazoa, Chordata, Actinopteri, Cypriniformes, Catostomidae. Gene Ontology annotation, molecular function: protein binding. Bases 131 to 4711 code for a protein of 1526 amino acids. Gene Ontology annotation, cellular component: basement membrane. The transcript is spliced from 41 exons.
GACUGCAUUGGAGGGUGGCUCUGGAUUAUUGUCCAGAGCAGAGUCAGAAUCUAGAAAGGGGUCAGUGUCUGAAUAUGCUUCUGGAUCAGGAUCUGGAUCUUCUCAAUUUGAAAGCCAGGAUGGCUAUGUUAUGUCAACCAACCUGUCAGGUAUAUUUGGGGAAAAUGCAAGUGUUCAUGCAGGAAAUCUCAAACUGGACACUAAUUCUAGCAAAGUGAACCAGGUGGAUGAUCACAACACAGCUGAUUGGACGGUCACCAGCUUUGGUGGUGAAAGCAUUGAUGUUUCUUUUAAAAAUGUCAGCAGUUACAGUAAUAUAAAUGGGCAUAAUUCUACCGAGCAUGACAAUUCUGAUAACAUGACACAGUAUUACCUUGAAUACUCUGUCUCAGAUAAUGUACUAACCUCUGAAAGUGAGCAGUUUGUCAUAGAUAGCAUUUCAACAGUCCCGGAAUCCCCGCGCUGCUUGCCGAUUGAUUCUGAUUUGCCGUUUUGCACCAGAAUGGGAGUGGAGAGUUUUAUGGUGCCCAAUUUUCUAAAUCAAAGCAGCGUGGAGGAAGUUCAAGCGGUCUUGACCGAGUGGGUGUGGCUCUUGCGGUCAAGCUGCCACCAUAGUUUGGAAUGGUUUUUCUGCCUGCUCUUGACACCUCAGUGCGGCCCUCCUGGAUUGCCGCCCCUACUGCCCUGUCGCUAUUCCUGUGAGGUCCUCCGUGACAGCUGCUGGAUGCUGCUGGAUGAGGGUCGCCUCCCUGUGGAGUGCCACUCUCUGCCUGAAGAUGAGCAUGAUGGGUAUCAGUGCUUGUCAGUUAGUAACCAGAAAGAAGAGAGUGGAGUAUCACUGUUGCAAUUAAUUGGUGAUCCUCCACCUGAUGGCAUCACAAAAGACUAUGGCUCCGACAGCCCUGGCUAUGUUUUUGGCCCAAACUCCAAUGUGGGCAAGUCCGCUGCAGCUCACCUGCCCAACCCAUUCUUCCGUGACUUUUCCCUCAUCUUCAACUUAAAACCAACGUCUACCAAGCCUGGCGUCAUCUUCUCUAUAACAGACCCGUCUAAGAAUAUCAUGUAUGUGGGUGUGAAGCUGUCUGCUGUUGUGAAUGGCAAACAGGACAUCAUCUUCUACUACACCGAGCCAGACUCACAGAGCUCAUACGAGGCCACCAGAUUCACAGUGCCUUCCAUGCUGAACACCUGGACACGGUUUUCUAUCAGUGUUCGAAAUGAGCAGGUGGCCCUUUACUUCAAGUGUGACUCUGACCCUCAAGCCGUCAACUUUGAGCGGUCUCCAGAUGAUAUGGAUCUGGACGCUAUGGCUGGAGUGUUUGUUGGUCAUGCCGGUGGAGCGGACAGUGAUAAGUUUCUGGGUGUCAUCGGCGAUCUGAGGGUGUUGAAAGACCCUGGAGCAGCUGAACGCCACUGUGAGGAAGAUGAGGAUGACUCAGAUGGGGGAUCGGGUGAAGGCAGAGGAAGUGGUGGCGGGUAUGAAACACCAUCAGUCCAGCCAACACCUCCCUCCUCUCCGCCACUCCAGCCGCCACCAGUGACCAGCAAACUCUCAGGUUCUACUGGAGCAAGAGGAGAGAAAGGACACAGAGGAGAGAAGGGUGCCAAAGGUGACAUGGGUCCUGCGGGGCCAAAGGGAGAGUCAGGAUCUGGAUCUGUGUCUGGUGGUGUUCUAAAAGGAGAGAAGGGUGCCAUUGGAGAGAAAGGAAUGAAGGGCAAUCCCGGUUUUGGUUAUUCUGGACCAAAGGGUGACCCUGGCCUCCCUGGGCCCCCAGGGCCUCCUGGUCCCCCGGGGCCCAGUGCAGAGGUAGAGGUGAGGGGAGAUGGUUCUGUAGUGCAGAGUAUGAUGGGGCCGAGAGGACCACCUGGACCACAAGGGCCAACAGGACCUGCUGGCCCUGCUGGAGCCGAUGGAGAGCCAGGUGACCCUGGUGAAGAUGGAAAGGCAGGCGCUGUUGGACCUCCUGGUUUUCCUGGAACUCCAGGGAAUGCAGGACCCAAAGGAGAAAAAGGUGAACGAGGAGAAGGCCAGCCAGGACCCCGUGGGCCUCCUGGCCCCCCAGGACCCCCAUCUCGCUCUGAUAGGCCUACAUUUGUGGACAUGGAGGGCUCUGGAUUUGAUAUGGACGUUGUGCGGGCAUUGCCCGGUUUGCCAGGCCCACCUGGUCCUCCCGGGCCCCCUGGUCCCCCUGGCCUUGGGUCUUCAGGAUCUGGUGGUUUUGGUCCUCCUGGCCCCCCUGGGCAAAAUGGGGCUCCGGGUCAAACGGGACUACCGGGUCCACCAGGCGCUGAUGGAAAACCAGGCUCACCGGGCACAAGAGGAGAAAAGGGUGACCCCGGUGAGCUGGGCCUACCUGGACCUGUGGGAGCGAAGGGUUCUCAAGGUUCUUCUGGUUCUCCUGGACUCCCAGGAGAGAGUGGGCUUGCUGGUCUUCCAGGACCAAUGGGACCCGUCGGACCACCAGGGCCACCUGGUCCUCCUGGCCCAAGCUAUCAAGUUGGUUUUGAUGAUAUGGAAGGCUCAGGAAUUGUUCACUUCGGUUCAGUCCCUGGAGUUAGAGGACCAGUGGGAAGACAGGGACUUCCUGGUAUCCCAGGACAACCAGGUAAGCCUGGUUUCCCUGGAUUUCCUGGUGAAAAAGGCAGUGAGGGACCUCAAGGAAGAGAUGGCCGUCCUGGGCUGGAUGGCUUCCCUGGACCACAGGGACCAAAGGGGGACAAGGGAGACAGAGGAGACAGAGGUGAACCUGGUCGAGAUGGUACUAGUCUUCCAGGUCCACCCGGCCCACCUGGACCUCCUGGACAAAUUAUUUAUCGACAUUCUGGAAAUUAUGAUGGAGCUGGAGGAGCAGGACCUCAGGGUGGGCCUGGUCUUACUGGCCAAGCAGGAUUCCCGGGCCCAAUGGGACCAAAAGGUGACAGAGGUGAGCCUGGUGCACCAGGCUAUGCCAUUAAGGGGGAGAAAGGAGAACCUGGACUUUUUAUUGGACCUGAUGGAAACCCACUUUACCUAGAUGGAUUGGCAGGCCCCAAAGGUGAGAGAGGGAUUCCUGGACCAGUCGGCCCUCCUGGGCCAUCUGGACCUCCUGGUUUGAAAGGUGAAUUUGGAAUGCCAGGCAGACCUGGCCGUCCAGGUGUAAACGGAUAUAAAGGAGAAAAGGGAGAGUCAGGGUCUGGCUCUGGAUAUAGCUAUCCAGGUCCACCUGGUCCCCCGGGACCCCCUGGUCCUCCUGGGCCUGCUGUGCCCUUGGACAGAUUCGGUAGAUAUGAAGAUUUCACAAGGCAGUAUCCAGCUGUGAAAGGGGAGAAAGGAGACCAGGGAGCCCCUGGCAUUCCAGGAUCUGCAGGUUUUGCCUCUGACUUUGAUAUCUACACCCUCAAGAAUGAGAUGAAGGGAGAGCGCGGUGAUCCUGGUCUUAAAGGCGUGAAAGGAGAACCAGGUGGUGGAUUUUAUGACCCGCGUUUUGGAGCUGUACAAGGGCCACAAGGACCACCAGGAAACCCUGGACUUCCUGGGCCUAAAGGAGACUCAAUCAGAGGGCCACCGGGACCUGAGGGCCCGCCAGGACCACCUGGGGUUGGUUAUGAUGGUCGUCCAGGAAACCCAGGUCCUCCUGGACCCCCUGGUCUACCAGGGUCACCAUCCUUGCCAGGGCCCUACAGACCAGCGGUCAAUAUUCCUGGACCUCCAGGUCCCCCUGGCCCUCCUGGAAAUCCCGGCCAAAAUUCUGGGGUGACUGUGCUGAGGUCUUAUGACAUAAUGAUUGCUACAGCACGCAGACAAACAGAGGGUGCUCUCAUAUAUGUUUUGGACAGAAGUGAUCUCUACAUCAGAGUUCGGGAUGGUGUUAAACAAGUGAUGCUUGGUGAUUAUAAACCCUUAUAUGGAGAUCUGAACAAUGAGGUGGCAGCAGUCCAGCCUCCCCCUGUUGUUCCGUAUUCCCAGGACCACAUAGCCAACAAUGGAGCAGUGCCGAUUUCUCCACCACACCAGCCGAUUGAUUUUCCAAGGAGGGAGCCAAAUCAGCAGUAUCCCUCCCAGCCCGAACAUAGAUACCCACCCCACACUGAUAACAGGUACAAUCCUGUGCAACCACAAAUCAGAUACCCGGUCACUCCUGGCCACCAUCCCAGUCCCCCUGUCAAUCAACCAGAAGGCCACACCCACACCUCUGGACCAGGGUUGCAUCUUAUUGCCCUGAACUCUCCACAAGUGGGCAACAUAAGAGGCAUUCGUGGAGCAGACUUCCUGUGCUUCCAGCAAGCUCGGGCCGUGGGACUGAAGGGAACAUUCAGGGCCUUCCUGUCCUCCAAACUUCAGGACCUCUACAGCAUUGUCCGCAAAUCUGACAGAGACACACUGCCAAUUGUGAACCUCAAGGAUCAAGUGCUUUUCAGUAGCUGGGAGUCUCUCUUCAGUGAUUCAGAGAGCAGGAUGAAGGACAAUGCGCCUGUCUACUCAUUUGAUGGCAGAGAUGUCCUGAGGGACAGUGCCUGGCCAGAGAAGAUGAUCUGGCAUGGGUCCAAUGCCAAGGGUCACCGGCAGACAGAUAACUACUGUGAGACGUGGAGGGCCGGAGACCAUGCAGUGACAGGCCUGGCCUCCUUCCUGCAGUCAGGCCAACUCCUCCAGCAGACAUCCAGCAGCUGCUCCAGCUCCUACAUCGUGCUGUGCAUCGAAAACAGUUACAUGACACACUCCAAGAAAUAAAGCCGUCCACAAGAGUUUUUGAACACUCUAAACAACUGUUUAUACAGGCCCAGUUCCACCCCAAUAGAUGCCUGUGUCUAUGAAUGAAUAUAUAUACAUAUAUAUAUAUAUAUAUAUAUAUAUAUAUAUAUAUAUAUAUGUAUAUGUAUAUAUAUAUAUAUAUAUAUAUAUAUAUAUAUAUAUAUAUAUAAAAAUGUAAAAGAACUGAGUCUGCCUUUACGAGAAUUUGCCUGUUGUCUGCUCCCGUAAUGCCAAAGAGGCAGUUGAACGUGGAGGUGUUUGCGCUCUCUCAGGGCAUUGGCACAUAUUUUUCAAGGUUAAACCAGAUAAGUGAGGCCAACUGAGGCAGUGUUUUAUGUGUAUUCAUAAAAUAUUUUGUAUAUGAAUUCUCUGUUGUAUGUGUUGUCUUUUUAUGUUUCUUUUAAGAUGUCUUAAUUGGUAUAUUUAACCAAUUUUAGCUACAUAUUUUUGUGUAACUUUUUCCACAUAUUUGUCCAUACAUUUUCCAUUUUCAUCCAAGAUUUUUUGGGAUACCGAGGGGCAAACAUUUAGCUAUAGUUAUAGGGCUUAAAAAGAGAAAAUAUUUAUUUCACAAUGAAGAGAGACCAAAUAUGAUUUGAAACAGAAAAAAAUCAAUACUUUUUUUUGCUGUUUUAGUUGGCACAUUUUACAGUUUAAUUCUUCCACAGAUAAAAGUGUGAAACUGAAAUGGUUAACCUUAGCUAAAUAUGGUAACUCUCUCAAAAGAGUCCAAUUAGUUUACUGUAAUAAGGUGCCUUGAAAAUUUCAAUAUGUUUCAAAAGAGUCCAGUUGUUAUAUUGUAAUACGGUGUCUUGAAAAUUUCAAUAUCCCUCAAAAGAAUUUUGUAUAAUUUUGUGAACAAAAAGAUAAGAUACUUCUGUUGCAUUUAUGGGAUCACUUUUAUAUAUAUAUAUAUAUAUAUAUAUAUAUAUAUAUAUAUAUAUAUAUAUAUAUAUAUAUAUAUAUAUAUAUAUUAUUCUUUUUUUAAUUUUUUUUAUAAUUAUUGUUAUUAAUGUGAAGUUUUAUAUGGACAUUCUUCUUAGGGUCAAUGCUUUUCUGGUUGAUUCCAGAUUUGUUUUUUCUUUUUCUUUUUUCCCCGAUAAAACAAAGUGGACGACAUAAGAGGGAAGCUGCAAGAUUUUUUGUAUGAAUAAAUACUGAUGUAGAAAGAAUUACAAAAUUUAGAUAACAUAUCCUAUAAUGAAUUGUUUAGACAUAAAAGAGCUUUUGGUUGCAUUUGGUGCUUUUCACUGAUGAAAACGCUGCUGACAGUGUUGUUUGGGAGAGACGUAGAUAUGUUUUAUGAAGACACUUUAUUUUCUAACUAUAUGGAAUUUCAGACACCUAAUCCACUGUAGUGCUUCUGAUGUGUGCGGUACAACCCUGUGGACUUUCCUAGUUUCCAUGUGCUAUACCAUGUCUCAGAAUAAAUGAUUUUGUUUUCAUUUGCCACAAUUUCUUUGGCACUACUAUUAUGUAUUAAAUCUAUUUCCUUAAAACCUGACCUUUCUAUUGCACAUAUCUACACAUACAGUAGCUUAAGCUUGGUUGUCUUUUCAUGCACAAUAUUAACAUAUCGGAUAUCAUUCACAGGCCAUUUCGUAUCAUAAAUUUGUUUACUUCGUUAACACUGUCAUUUGGAUUGACUAAUUAUGUAUUUAAUGUAUUUUAGAUUGAAAUGCACAUUAAAAUGGUUCCAACCCAU